This is a messenger RNA of Marasmius oreades (fairy-ring Marasmius), 1395 nucleotides long. RefSeq lists its product as uncharacterized. The transcript has 4 exons. Gene Ontology annotation, cellular component: nucleus. The coding region runs from base 1 to 1218 and encodes 405 amino acids. NCBI's taxonomy places the organism in Eukaryota, Fungi, Basidiomycota, Agaricomycetes, Agaricales, Marasmiaceae. The record is from RefSeq and is a predicted model, not a curated record.
AUGUCGGUCACUGCCACCCCUCCCCACCAUUAUUCCCAACGUCCCACAGCGUCCUACAUCAACUUUUCCUCCAUCGACAACUAUCCCACUUUUCAGCUUCCGGUAGAUGGAGAUACCACAGGAGGUGCGAAUGCUAUUCAGAACUUCUCAGAUGGAUCCCCCCAAGCUCUGCAUUAUCUUGAUCACGAGUACCGCUCUCUCUUUGAUUCCGGGGAGGCAUCGACCUCUGCAUCCAUGCCAACUCUACAACACGCCACCGGCAUGACACACCCCGAUUAUCUGGCAAGACCGUUCAGCGAUCUAUAUCCCGAGGAAAUACCCCCAUAUCAGCAUCUUUGGUUUCCUCCUUCAACCCACGAUCAACCACUAGAGCCUCCGUCGUCUCUGCUCAAUUCUGAUCCUCAUUCUACCCGUUUUCCUCAUAAAAAGUCCAUCUCGCCCUCUCGGGCCUCAACCAGCACCAGAUUACCGACUCUUUCAGAGAUGGCUGUCACCCUGAAUCCAAGUGCUGAAAGGCCGCCACCGCCUCCUAGUAUGAUUUGCGUCAACGAGCCCAAUAGCGUUGGCGUUGCCCCCCUAGGAGCUGAGUGUACGUUAACCAGAGAGCGUAGACACGCUUGCUCUAUGUGCCACAAAAGGUUCGAUCGCCCCAGUACGCUCAGAAAGCAUCUCCUCGUUCACACCGGUGAGAAAGCCUUUCAAUGCGAAGCUUGCGGUCGUCGAUUUGGAGUGGCGUCCAAUCUGAAUCGUCACAUUCGUCGUUGUCUCCUCAAACCCGUGAACGUGGUACAGGAUACCACCCCAUCUUCAACAGACGGCGAAGACAGAAGCCGCCGUAGUAGUACCACAUCUCCAGUCGCCGAAUCUCUUGAUCCCACCAUCACCACCACCGCCACUCGGGCCACCUCAAAAAGCCUGAACCAGAAACGGCGUAGACGAGCUCCGUCCCCGGCUCGUUGGAUACCCGCAUCUCUUCUCAACUUUAACCUUGAACCACCGCAAAAAACAGCUUCCGUGCCACUUCCACCUGUCAGACCUUCCGAAUGGGAUAACGAAGAACGUGAUUCCUUUGAUGAGAACGUCGGUGCUGCUCCGUAUCAUCCUCGAGAGUGGCAAUACAAACCUUUUUUGCCGGGUCCUGGUAUCGCAUCAGGUUUUGGUUCUGGGAGAAGGUCAGGUGGACGAGGACAGAUGUUUGGGAGUUUGCUUGUCUUUUGAAAGACACGGAAAGAAACAAAGAAACGGAGGAGGGUUCCAGAAGGACAAGUAGUUUUGUUAAUCAGUUAUUGUUACCCAUUGGCUUUCUUGAAGGGAGAAACACUUGUCCUCGUUGAUGUUGAUAUAGCUUAGUCGUAUUUUGCAUGUUACACCCAUAUAUCUUGCUGGGGUCGAACG